AUGGAUACAUAUGUUGAGAAAAAGAUAUCAAUGGAGGAAAAGAAGAUGUCAAUAGCGGCUAUUCACUCUCACAAGGAAGAAGAGAAUGAGAGACAGAACACUUUAGGUUUAAGGACAUUAAACUAUGUUUCGGACAUCUCUAGGACAAAGUCUAAUUCAGUUUCAAUAUUGACACAUGGAUUAAUCUUGUCCCUUGAUCAAGUUUAUGAUGGAUUAAAUAAGGACCGUCCAGAUGAGGAAAUGUACAGCUGCACAACUUUGGAUUCCACACUAAAUCUCCACACAUGUGAACCGUUUUCACUCACUAUGGGUGAUACAACAGAAGUAACUCUCACUCAAACUGCUUCCAGUAAUGGAGCUAACUUCGAUCGAAAUCACCCUUAUUUCUUGCAUUCAUCAGAUGCUCCAGGAAUGAACUUGGUGAAUGCAGCCUUUGAUGGAAAAGGUUUUCAAGGUUGGAAAAGGUCUGUUCUGAUUUCCCUUUCAGCAAAGAACAAACUGGGUUUUAUUGAUGGAACCUGUGCUGCUCCUGCCAUCACAGCCAAGGAAUACCAGCCAUGGACCAGGUGCAACGAUAUGGUCACUUCUUGGUUGUUGAAUUCACUCUCCAAAGACAUUGGAGACAGUGUUAUCUGCUCCAAAUCUGCAAGAGAACUUUGGAUCAGUCUAGAGCACAGAUUUGGAAAAUCAAAUGGAGCAAAAUUGUAUCACUUGCAUAAGGAACUAUCUUCUCUAGUUCAAGGAACAAAUGACAUAGCAAGUUAUUUCACAAAACUCAAACGUUUAUGGGAUGAGCUGGAUUCUCUACUUUGUGAUGUGAAAUGUCUUUGUGUUUGUGUAUGUUCAGGGAAACAAAAGCUUGAAAAAUCUUUGGAAGAUGAGAGACUUAUACAGUUUCUCAUGGGUUUGAAUGAUGUUUAUAGUCAAGCUAGCGGAAACAUUUUAAUGUUGAAUCCUUUACCUAGUAUAGAUCAUGCUUACUCUCUAGUACUACAGGAUGAGAGUCAGAGAGAAGUCUACACGAAUCCUCUCAUUUCUUCUGACUCUUCAUCCUUCAUGGUGGGAAAUCAGGCAAGCUAUGCACUAAGAAAUAACAAGCAAAUGCAAAGGUACACAGGGCAGAAUCAGCAGUCUCAAAAGGCAGGAAACCCCAUGCAAUUCCAGAAACCAGGAAGCAAUAUGCAGAAAUUUGCAAACCAGUCACAAAGAAACACAACCUCAAAACCAAAGAGACAAAGGUUCAACCCUAAUGUAUCUUGCACUCAUUGCAAAAAGAUAGGACACACAGUUGCAGAUUGUUACAGGAUUAUUAGAUUUCCUGAGGACUUUGAAUUCACAAAUGCCAAAGGAAAUCAAAAUCAGAUUAGGGGCAAUAGGGUGCUUACAGGAGAUCAAUCAGAUUAUGCAACAGGCAGUUAUAAUGAAGUCCUGAAUCAUCACCUCUCUAAGGAUCAGUUCUCACAACUGAUUCAGAUGAUCAAACAAGUAAAAGUUUCAGAUGGAGGCAACAGUUCAGAGAUAAAUGCAAGUGCAGUAGCUGGUACUAUUCACAAAUAUGCUGGAAGUUGUUUUUCUGUUUUCAAUACUAAUGUUUGGAUAAUUGAUUCAGGGGCUUCAGAACAUAUGUGUUUUGAUUCAAAUGUUUUUAUCUCUUUAGAUCCUCUUCCUACACCUUUACACAUAAAUCUGCCUAAUUCAUUUAAAGUCACAGUUACACAUACAGGGGAAGCCCCUUUAAUGAAGAGGCCUCAAGUUUUUGGUGAUACACAUGAAGGACUCUACCUGUUGAAGCCUAGUCUUAAGGAGAAAACUGUUUCACCUUCUUUUCCCAAUGUUUUCAAUCAAAUUUCAGUUAUCUUUCCAUUUUCUGCUAAUGUGGUUACAGAUGUAAACCUUUGGCAUGUUAGAUUAGGGCAUAUGCCUUUUUCAUCAAUGAAGAAUCUUAGUUUUGUUUCAUUGCCUUCCCAUUCUGAUUGCUUAUGUGAUAUUUGUCCUAAAGCUAGCAUGGGGGCUUGGACAUUCUUGUUAACCACUAUGAGUAAUGCUUUCACAGUCUUAAAGAAUUUUUUAACAAUGGUUGAGAGACAAUUUGUUGUCAAGGUACAGAAAUUGCGAACAGAUAAUGCAUUUGAAUUAGGCAAAGGCUCACAACAAGCAGCCUUUCUCAGUUCUAAAGGGAUAAUACACCAGACUACUUGUGUCUCAACACCUCAACAGAAUGGCAUCGUUGAGAGAAAACAUAGACACUUGUUGGAAAUAGCAAGGGCUUUACUUUUUCAAUCACAGAUUUUCCCUACCCCUUCUCCUGUAGACACAACCACCAAUGAUCUUUCCCCACCCUCUUCCUUCCCCUUUCCUCACUCUUCUGAACCUCCUCUACCUUUAUCACCUAGUCCCACCAGCCUUCACUCACCUCAACCCUCUUCCUUCCCAUCCCCUCACUCUUAUGAUUCUUCUUCUCCCACAAAUACUGUUUUGCCUAGAACACCCACUCCUACACCAGUUAUCAGGAAAUCUACUAGAGUUACUAAAUGGCCCUCUCACCUACAAGAUUUUGUUUGCUCUAAUGUCUAUUUCACUGAUCUCACAUCCUCCUGUUUCAUUCAACCUUGUAAGCCUAAUAUUUUUAGCUUUGGUGCACUCUCUGCUCAUAACAAACAGAUAAUACACUCUCUUUCAGAGAUUUCAGAACCAAGCAGCUUUUCUCAAGCUUCUACCCAUCCAGGAUGGAUGCAAGCAAUGCAAUCAGAAGUUGAAGCCUUGGAAGCUAAUCACACAUGGGAUGUAGUUCUUUUACCACAAGGGAAGAAAGCCUUACCCUGUAAAUGGGUCUACAAGGUCAAGCAUAACUCAGAUGGGAUUGUUGAAAGACUCAAAGCACGCUUGGUAGUGAGGGGGGAUAUUCAAAGGGAAGGAAUUGACUACACGGAGACCUUUUCUCCUGUAGCCAAGAUGACUACAAUACGAUGCUUAAUGGUCAUUGCUGUAAAGAAGAAUUGGCCUAUUUCUCAAUUGGAUGUAAGCAAUGCCUUUUUACAUGGUGAUUUACAAGACGAGGUCUUUAUGAAAUUUCCAGCAGGUAUACCCUCCCCCAGUCCCAAUCAUGUUUGUUUACUUCGGAAGUCACUUUAUGGUUUGAAGCAAGCUUCCCGGCAAUGGUAUGCUCGGCUUGCUGGUGCACUAAGUUUUAACGGAUAA
Molecule: messenger RNA, 3198 nt
Organism: Nicotiana attenuata
Lineage: Eukaryota; Viridiplantae; Streptophyta; Magnoliopsida; Solanales; Solanaceae
Exons: 5
Coding region: 1-3198 (1065 amino acids)
Biological process (GO): DNA integration
Molecular function (GO): nucleic acid binding
Source: RefSeq, a predicted model, not a curated record